This is a messenger RNA of Penicillium paradoxum, 1110 nucleotides long. RefSeq names its product ribosome biogenesis TSR3 family protein. Gene Ontology annotation, biological process: maturation of SSU-rRNA. The record is from RefSeq and is a predicted model, not a curated record. The coding region runs from base 1 to 1110 and encodes 369 amino acids. Gene Ontology annotation, molecular function: rRNA small subunit aminocarboxypropyltransferase activity. Lineage: Eukaryota; Fungi; Ascomycota; Eurotiomycetes; Eurotiales; Aspergillaceae. The transcript is spliced from 3 exons.
AUGGUUCGCCACAAGAAAGACAACUUCGCGCGAGGGGGCAAGAAAUUCAACAACCCCCGCCCCCGAGUGCCCCGCGGCGAUGAAGAAACUGAGGGCGCGACCUCCUCGCGACCUCCUUACAAAGCUGCCUGUUGGGAUAUGGGUCACUGCGACCCUAAGCGAUGCUCAGGAAAGCGAUUGAUGAAGCUGGGUCUGAUGCGAGAGCUUCAUAUCGGCCAGCGGCACUCCGGCGUGAUCGUCUCUCCUAAUGCCAAAAAGAUCAUCUCCCCAGCAGACAAGGAUAUCAUGGAACAGUACGGUGCCGCAGUCGUCGAGUGCUCUUGGGUGCGAGUCAGUGAAGUUCCCUGGUCGCGGAUCGGCGGAAAAUGCGAAAGACUUCUUCCCUACCUUAUCGCUGCCAACACAGUCAACUACGGCAAACCAUGGCGUCUGAACUGCGUUGAAGCGCUCGCCGCUUGCUUCGCUAUCUGUGGCCGCUUGGAAUGGGCGGAAGACUUGCUCAGACACUUCAGUUAUGGCCCGGCUUUCUUGGAAAUCAACAAGGAAUUGCUAGCGCGCUACGCUGCUUGCGAUUCAGAAGAGGCAGUAAAGAAGGCGGAAGUGGAUUGGCUCGCCAAGAUCGAGCGCGAAUAUGAAGAUUCCCGUGUCGAUGGCGGUGAUGAUAUUUGGACCAAGGGAAACACCAACCGCUUGCCUACGCGGAAUUCAGAUGACGAGGACGACGAGAGCGGAGACGAGGAUGACGAAGACGAGGAGAGCGACGAAGAGGAAGAGGAGGACAAGGAUCCAUUCGCGAUUUCUGAUGACUCUGAGGAUGAAGAGCAAAUGGCCGAAAUCCGCCGCAAGAUUCUCAAUUCGAAGGCGUUCAAGAAUCCGGAAGAGGAGGAGAAGCAACAGCCGGAGAAAAUUUCCCGUCCUGAGCAGGUAUAUGUCGACUCCGACGCUGAGUCCGGCUCAGCAGGAAGCGAGGACGAGGCUUUCGACAACAUCAUCAAUGCGACCACCGUCACUGACCGCACCGGGAUCAAAGCAAUUCAGCAGCGGAAAGGAAAAGAGACUGUUUCUGCUUCGUUCUCUCGGACAGAGAUUUCUGCUCCGAAGAAAUGGUGA